Molecule: messenger RNA, 4579 nt
Organism: Nematostella vectensis (starlet sea anemone)
Lineage: Eukaryota; Metazoa; Cnidaria; Anthozoa; Actiniaria; Edwardsiidae
Product: metabotropic glutamate receptor 3
Exons: 6
Coding region: 833-4261 (1142 amino acids)
Biological process (GO): regulation of synaptic transmission, glutamatergic; G protein-coupled glutamate receptor signaling pathway
Cellular component (GO): membrane
Molecular function (GO): adenylate cyclase inhibiting G protein-coupled glutamate receptor activity
Source: RefSeq, a predicted model, not a curated record
UGAGCUAGCGGGGCGGCUCGCUACCGAGGUUAGACGGGAAUCGGGAGUAUUGCAUUUUGUCCAGCGGUUUACGAGUCAAGUACGUAUCGACAAGACUAUAUGCUACUCUCUGCGAUGGCUGCUAGUAUUAAGUACAGGUAGGGCUUUGUUUCUAUCAAGACCUGGAUCAGUUUAAUUUUCCUUAGUUUAUUUUGAAACUGCAGCAAAAUUAUUGCCAAUCACUUCAAGACAAAACGAAAACUGGUAUUUCACAGGGUUCGGCACCUGCAAAUCAAAACAAAGAAUGGAUUAGCCCGCCUAGAGAACAUGUGCUUCUAGCAAAACAAUCAAUAGAAAUAGAAACAAAAGUCUGGAUAGCGAUUGACAGAAUAUCAAACAUUGGACCAAGAACGGUGCAGCAAGAAAAUCUUCAAACACAAAACGAAGUAAGCUUAUUUGAGUCUUUCAGGUGAUUUUUUUGAUGUGUGCUGUGAAAGAAAUUUGAAGGACUGAAAGAUAGACGACGGGAAGUACGCCUGGCCAAGGCUAAAAAGCAGUUACAACGUUUUGCGGUCUUUCCUACUAGAGAAUAUCCGUACACAACCACUUAACUCGAUGAAGAGGACUCCACCUAAGAGAAAAUCAAUUUAUUGUGAGUCAUUUCUCGAAGAGCGAAAUGAUUGGAGCGCGAUGGCUGUAUUGUGGUAAUUAGCGGCGCGUGCCACGUGAAUGAAUGAAUGAAAAGUGACGGUAUGAAAGAACUGCGUUACUUCCUUCUCAACUAAAAACGAUACGACUGACCAAAACAGUCCGGAGCAGCCACAAUAAGACGAUAAACUUGCUAAAGUUGGCCAUGCCCCGUGCAAUGAACACGUACAUGCUAUUGGUCAUCACACUGUCAUACAUCACAAACCAAGCCAAUGGGAAAGAGGAUAAGAAUCUACUGAUGAAGGGAGACAUUCUCCUUGGCGGUCUCGUUCCAGUCCACUCAAAAAACGUGGAUCUACAGUGCGGCGAGCUGCAAGAGAGGCUUGGAAUCCAGCGUUUGGAAGCACUCCUCUAUGCUCUCGAUAAGAUCAACGCCGCGAAUUCCACCCUCCUGAAUGGCAUCACUUUAGGGCUCCAGCUUUACGAUACAUGUUCCAGCGAGACGAUGGCUCUAGACAAGUCUCUGAACUUCAUAUACAGUCAGUUAAAGAGCGAGUCAACGUCUUCUCGAGUGGUGGGCAUUAUCGGUGCCGCGUACAGCAGCGUCUCUAUCCAGAUCGCGCGCCUUUCGCGCCUCUUCGAGAUCCCACAGAUAAGCUAUGACUCUACAAGCUUCGAGUUGAGCGACAAAAAGAGGUUCGGGUUCUUCUCCAGAACCGUGCCACAUGAUAAUUUCCAGGCAAAAGCAUUAGUGGACGUGCUGAAGUACUUUAACUGGACUUACGUAUCGGUGGUGUAUAGCGACGAUUCCUAUGGAAUUCUGGGUGUGGACGCACUACGGAGCGCAGCGACACGCGCGGGAAUCUGCAUGGCUUCUAGUCACAAGGUCCGCUCUUCGUGUCACGAGUCUACCUACCUCCUCGUGGUGGACAGCAUUCUGAGCGAGCCCCUCGCUAGGACCGUCAUAGUGUUUGCACAAGUGCAUCAAAUUCGCGGCCUUCUGCACGCUGUCCAAGUGCGAAAUGCCGCCGACCAGCUCCAGUUCGUAGGCUCAGAUGCCUGGGGUAAUGUGGUGUGGUUGAAGGACCUUCAGUCUGUCGCCUUGAAUACAAUAACCGUGUCUCCGAAAAGCGUUCGCUUAAAAGGUUUUGAGGAGUAUUUUACAAGCUUAAGCCCCAUUAAUAAUUCUCGGAAUCCGUGGUUCCAAGAAUACUGGGAACAUCACUUUAACUGCUCACUGAAUGAGACUCUUGGAAAGUACCCCACUAAAUGCAAUGACUCACUGAAGCUGUCGCUAGGCAACAGUGACAUUGACAUGCGCAUUGCAAGCGCAAUAGAUGCAGUCUAUGCGUUUGCGCAUGCAUUGGAAGCGAUGCAUGCUGACUUGUGCCGGUACACCGUGGGCGUAUGUCCCGCUAUGGAAAACAUUUCGGGAUCAGAAUUACUAGGCUACAUUCGUAAUGCGUCUUUCGUAGGUGCGACUGGCGAGAAGGUCCAUUUUGAUGCAAAUGGCGACGUGGAAGGUAUCUACGAUGUUAUGCGAUUCGAAAAAUCAAGCGGAACGUACCGUAAUGUUAUUAUAGGUACAUGGAAAGAUAAACUACGGAUGCGAAAUGAACAUAAGUUUGAGAUCGUGAAGUCGUCUUGCUCGGAUGAGUGUAGUAGUGACGAGGUCAUGUUGCCUGUGAGAGGCAAAGAGGCUUGCUGCUGGAGCUGUGAGCCGUGCAAAGGCAACAGCUAUGUGAUCAACAGGACCACCUGUCUGACCUGCCCUUUGGGAUCUUGGCCUAAUCAUUCGGCAGACCGUAAGCAAUGUCUGCAAAUUGAGUUGCAGUACUUUGGGAAAAACCUGAUGUAUGCUGUGCCAGCCAUGGGGUUCGCCGGCACCGGGAUAUUUAUUACCAUCUUUGUGGUCUAUCUCCUCGCUAAACACGACAAGACGCCGAUUGUGAAGGCUUGUGGUCGCGAGCUGGCUUACCUGCUCCUGGUCAGUAUACUGCUAUGUUUCUCAGACACCUUUAUCGUAGUACUUCGUCCCACGCGGAUCAUUUGCAUCGCGCGAUUCUUCCUCAGCAGUCUCGGCUUCACGAUAAGCUACGCCGCGAUCUUUAUCAAGACAAACCGUAUCUCUAGAAUUUUCAACCGCCGGAACGUCGCCAAAAGGCCGAUCCUUGUUUUGCCGUCGUCCCAGCUGGUAUUAGUAUUGGGCGUGGUCUGCGUACAGGCACUCUUUCUUGUGCUCCUCACCCUCCUGCGCACCCCUACCGCACGACACUUCUACCCAACCGUCGAUACCGUCUACUUGAGUUGCUCCACUUCCGAUCUCGACUUUGGCCUUUCACAGGUCUACAACUUCAUCCUGAUUAUCAUGUGCACCGUGUAUGCCUUUAAAACGCGAAAGAUACCAAGCAAUUUUAACGAGGCGAAGCUGAUUGCCUUCGCCAUGUACUCUUCGUGUGUAAUCUGGCUCGCGUUUCUUGCCGUGUACUUCAUGCAAAGGUCUUUAGUGGAGCGACCUUUGAUCCUAAGCAUCAGCAUCUCUCUGAUCGCGUACGUGUUGCUAGGCAGUCUAUACGGACCUAAGGUCUACAUCCUGAUAUUCAGACCGCACAGGAACGUCCGCAGGCCGCAUCACGGAAGCUUGAGCGUAUCAAGCCUCAACCAAUCGAAUCCUAAGUGUUCCAAGUGUGCGGGGUAUGUCGGGAUGAAUCUAAGCGCUGAUCGUCAGAUAAGCGAUGACGCAUACGCGAGUGAUAGCAACAGAUUAUCGCUAAUUGAGGCAGCACGACCGCAAUCGUACGCUGAUAGUCAUGAUGACAAGCAGCAGAUAAGCUAUAAACAAGAUUUGGAGAAACACCUGGUUCACAUCAAGAAGGAGCUCCAGGCCACCAAGCACGCACUCAAAGUCGCCAAUGAUAAACUGCGUCGCAAGGACCUUCCACCCUGCGAGGAAAAGCAACCGUUGAACAGAGACAGGAGAGUGGACAACGACGACGUCCACCGAAUCAAUGCCGUAACAAGACACGACAUAAUCGAUGCAAACAACAGAACACUGGCAUGCCACGAUAACCCAACAGCGGGAGAGAAUAAAACUCAACCUGCCAACAAACAGCCUCAGACAGAAACACACAACACUGGCCCUGCUUUGGUUACUGACUACCUCGAUAGAGAAUUUCAUAACACCGCCUUCAACAUCCCCAAGACUCGCCGAGCGGUAAGCACACAGGGCAUUAUUACUUUGGGAGAGCAAGAAUGCCAAUUCUGUCAUCUACGCAAGUCCUACGAGAACAGCGACCAUCACCAAUCGCAGGGGCGGGACAAAAGACCCAGAAAACGAGCAAUGGACUCGGGUUUUGUCGAGUUCAAUAAUGGCUUGCUCUGCGAACACUGUGGAGGGGCCUGCGGGGACGGAAGCAGGCAGGUCCCUAAAGGGACAUUAUCGCUAUGGAGGCGUAGCCGCUCACUGUCUGACCUGGAGAACAAGCUUAAUAGCGUGCUUUACCUGGCAAAGCACGCGCGCAAGAAAGGCAGCUCAACUAACAGCGUGGACAAAGGAUCAGUGGAGAAUCACAAGCAUAGCUAUGCGGCGAUGCCAGAACUGGACGAGACUUUGGUUAGGAACACGGAAAUAUGAUAGAGAUGUUAUGAGGCUUACAGUACCGCUCUCGAACAUGUGGACAUAUGUCCGCGAAAUUGUUCGCGAAAUUCGCGAACAGACCGGGACAAACUUACUGAUACUCACUUAAAAUACAUGCAGGAGUUCUGCAAGCGAUUCAAAUAAAUUGUUCGUGUAAAAGUCAGCUGAGAGCUAUGGUUAUAGUUAAAAUCAGAAACAACAAAUUCAGUUAUAGUCUGAUAUGCCUCGAGUUCAAUUAUUUGUAGACGAUCAAAACAAGACACUUUCAAGUUUAAGAAAUAAAGACGAUAAAGAUGGCGGAUGAAAGCCAAAGCA